Messenger RNA from Tetranychus urticae (two-spotted spider mite), 1175 nucleotides. RefSeq lists its product as uncharacterized. The record is from RefSeq and is a predicted model, not a curated record. Gene Ontology annotation, cellular component: exon-exon junction complex; cytoplasm. Gene Ontology annotation, molecular function: RNA binding. Gene Ontology annotation, biological process: exon-exon junction complex disassembly. NCBI's taxonomy places the organism in Eukaryota, Metazoa, Arthropoda, Arachnida, Trombidiformes, Tetranychidae.
AGACUUUUCUUUUCAGUUCUCUUUCUUCUUCUUCUUUCUCUGGUUUAGUUAUUUUUCUGUCGGGGUCAUUUUUUUAAAUUAAAUCUAAUUGUUGAACUUGUUGCAGCAGCUAAUUUAAUCGUGGACAUGGCAACUAUGUAUGUUAAAGAUGAUGCAGAACACAAGCAAGAUGUUUUAUCUGUAACUCAGCUGAGCAGCACUUUCAUUGCAGCAUCUCAGAGACCAGAUGGAUCAUGGAGGAAACCAAGAAGAGUUAAGGAAGGAUUUGUUCCUCAAGAAGAAGUACCUCUCUAUGAAUCCAAAGGCAAGAAAUAUGCUAAAGAGCGUGAAACUACUCUUCCUCCUGGUUUAGAUCAAGAAGUAUGGGAAGAAAUGAAAGCCCAACAAGCCCGUAAAAAGAACCAAGAUGUUGUAAAACCAAGUAAUCCGGGUAAAGCUAGUAACAACGUUAACAGUAAUAAAGGAUCUAAUGUUAAGAAUAAGGAUGCUGGUAGUAAAAACAAUGGUAAACCAAAACAAGGUAAAAGUGGUAGCUCUACAACAACUGGAAAAUCUAAUAACCAUGCGGUCGAUCAAACAAAUGAAACCUAUGUAUCUACGGCACUUACAGCACCUUUAAUAAUACCUAAGAUUACUGGAGAUGACAGCGAAUGGGUAACAGUAACAUCAAAGAAAAAGAAAAAAGCAAAGAGCAAAGAAGAAGCUGAUAAAUCUGGAGGAGCUGCUAGUGGUAAGGAAUCGGCCAAUGCCUCUGUUAUUAAACUUAAUAAUUCAGUUAGAAUAGUAGAAACAGAAAAAGGAAUUAAGGUAACUAAUGAAGCGGGUCAACCAUUGACAACGGAUCCAGCCAAAAAGCUGAGAAAUCUGAAGAAAAAAUUGAAAGACAUAGAGAAACUCAAAACCAUGGAGCCUAAAAAGUUGGAAAAGGAACAAAAAGAAAAGAUCAAGACUGAAAAUGAAGUUAAAGCAAUGAUUCAUCAAUUGGAAGUAUCACUUCACUUAUAAGACUGCAUCUUGGAAAAUUCAAAUCUUGUUGAUCAAAAGGUCUACUUUUUUCGCUGAUAGCAAAUAAUGUAACCAAUCAAUUAUCUAAUAACACUAAAAUUAAUCUUUUUUAACAAUAUUAAUGGAAAUGUCCAAUUAGCCGAGUUUGAAUAAAAAAACAAAAAUGAUUA